This is a messenger RNA of Boleophthalmus pectinirostris (great blue-spotted mudskipper), 4868 nucleotides long. RefSeq names its product exportin-5. Gene Ontology annotation, molecular function: RNA binding; nuclear export signal receptor activity; small GTPase binding. The transcript is spliced from 33 exons. The coding region runs from base 113 to 3781 and encodes 1222 amino acids. Gene Ontology annotation, cellular component: nucleus; RNA nuclear export complex; cytoplasm. The record is from RefSeq and is a predicted model, not a curated record. Gene Ontology annotation, biological process: protein export from nucleus; RNA export from nucleus. Lineage: Eukaryota; Metazoa; Chordata; Actinopteri; Gobiiformes; Gobiidae.
GCAGCCCUUUGCACGUUUUCUGUCGCCGUUGUGCAGGUGCUUUGCAUACACACGUCUCCUCCUCGCCUCCUCUGCUCCGUGCGGCUCCCGGUGAUCGCACUGUACCGGAGUCAUGGCUGAUCCGGUAGCCGACAUGUGUGAACGGCUCGUCAAAGCUGUCAACCUCAUCAUGGAUCCACAAACUAGCCAAAUGUUCCGACUGGAGGCCCUGAAGUUUUGUGAGGAGUUUAAAGAGUCAAGCUCCCUCUGCAUUCCAUGUGGUCUCAAACUAGCCGACAAAGCCCAUUCAGCUGUAAUAAGGCAUUUCGGAUUGCAAGUCCUGGAACAUGUAAUCAAAUACAGGUGGAAUAACAUGGCACAACAUGAGAAAGUGCAACUAAAGGAGUGUGCCAUGCAGCUGUUGUCAAGUGGUACCCGCUCAGUGCUGGAGGAGGAGAGCCAUAUCAAAGAUGUCCUCUCCCGAAUCACCGUGGAGAUGAUCAAGAGGGAGUGGCCUCAGCACUGGCCGGACAUGCUGAAGGAGAUGGAGGCACUGACCAGCCAAGGGGAGGCUCAGACAGAACUGGUGAUGCUGAUCUUGUUGCGAUUGGCCGAGGAUGUGAUCACCUUCCAGACCCUCCCCACCCAAAGGCGCAGAGACAUCCAGCAGACCCUCACCCAGAACAUGGACAGCAUCUUCAGCUUCAUGAUGGCCAUUCUGCACAUGAAUGUGGAGGACUAUCGCAGAGUGAAAUCUGUGCCUGAAAUGGAACUAAAGGCCAGAGCUCACUGCCGGGUUGCCGUGGCGACGCUGAACACUCUGGCAGGGUACAUAGACUGGGUGAGCCUGGCACACAUCACCAACAACAACUGCCAGCUCCUGGAGAUGCUGUGUCUGCUGCUGAGUGAACCCGAGCUGCAGCUGGAGGCAGCAGAGAGUCUGCUCAUUGCCAUCAGCCGCAAGGGAAGGCCAGAUGAGAGGAAACCCUUCAUGCUUCUCUUCGGGGACGUGGCCAUAGACGUGAUCCUCUCUGCUGCUCAGUCAGCAGAUGGACUGGCUGUUCAGAAAUCGCCUGAUGGAAGUUCAGUGGAAGUUGUGGAGCGACGUUAUGUCUUCCUGAAGAGGCUUUGUCAAGUGCUGUGUGCGAUGGGGAGCCAGAUGUGCUUUUUAGCUGGUUCUGAAUUAGGCAUUGAAAUUCCUGCAAAUCUCUGCAAGUACACUGAAGCCCUCAUGGCCUUCACCACACACACAAGCCAUUUUUUGAAAAUGUCCACUCUACCGACUUGGGGAGCGCUGUUCAGACAUGAGAUCCUGUCCAAAGACCCAGUGAUUGUGGAGAUGGCCAAGAAAUACAUGAAGACGUGUAUGACUAAUUUAGUCAAGACGGGGUAUCCAUCAAGAAAUGACCACCCGAGCUGUAUGUACUCCAGAGUGGACUUUGACAACGAUGAAGAUUUUCACUCAUUUUCUAUUGUGUUCCGUGCCCAGCAGAGUGACAUGUUGAGGUUGGCAUGCCGGAUUGCUCCUCUAGAAGCUUUCCAGAUUGUAGCUGAGUGGCUCCAGUUCCAGAUCGCCAGUCCUGUUGAUAUCGGGGAUGCCAGCACGACCUCUUCGGAAGGUAUGUGCUCCAUCCUGUCCCCGUCUGUGAUCCAGUGGGACGCAGAGACGAUAUUUAUGGAGUGUUUGGUUGGACAAAUCUUCAAAUAUGUGGAAGCAGAGAAGUUGCCCAUAGAACAGAGUGUGGAGCUUCUUCAGGCUCUGCUCAACUAUGAGACCAAAGACCCUCUCAUCCUGUCCUGCGUCCUCACCAACAUCUCAGCACUGUUCCCUUUUAUCACACACAAACCACAACUGCUGCCUCCAGUCCUAUAUAAGCUAUUCAAAUCUGUCACCUUUGAGACAACCCAAGGCAAAAAUGUGCCCCGGACACGAGCUGUAAAGAAUGUUCGGAGGCACGCCUGCUCCUCCAUCAUCAAAAUAUGCAGAGACUAUCCAGACUUCCUUGCGCCAUGUUUCGACAUGUUCUAUGACCACAUGAAGACCUUGUUUGACACGGACCCCACCAUCACAUAUCUGGAGAAGUGUGCCCUGAUGGAGGCUGUGGUCCUAAUCAGUAAUCAGUUUAAGGACUUCUCCAAACAGAAGGCCUUCCUGGAGGAUCUGCUUGCCCCAGUGGUUUCAGACUGGACGUCAGAGGAGCUGAGCCUUGUGUUGUCAAACCCGGCCAUGUUCCUGUCCUUUGUGGGGGCGGAUCAGGUCAUCACGGAGCAGAACAAAGAGCCGGAGUCUAUCAGCUGUAACAGAGCGCGGCUGAGUUUCUGCCUGUACGUGCUCUCUGGCGUGUUCAAACGCACUCGAUGGCCCACAGACCUGGAGGAGGCCAAGGCCGGGGGGUUCGUCGUGGGAUAUACCCCGAGCGGAGACCCCAUCUACAGAAGCCCCUGCUACUCCAUAUUUUUAGCCCUGAUGCCCAACCUGUUUGCACUGAUACGCACACAAAACAGCCUGUUCCUCCCUGAAAACCAGUCUCGUUUGAGUGAGACUUUUGCUCGCGCUCAUGAGAUUAUGGAUGGGGAUAAGAAGGCAGUGCUUGGUAUUACACAGCCUCUACUUGACAUUUAUGACUCUCCUGUUUGCAAAAGUAACCUGGAGCGUAUGCAGGGCUUCUUCUCAACUGUGUACGACAACUGCUUCCAUGCUCUGGGUAAUGGAGGCCAGUCUCUGAUGCAGGACUUCUACUCCAUGGAGGGAUUGUCUCAGGAGAUCAGCACGUCUGUUUUUGGCACCCUGGAUUAUGUGCCUGAUCACAGACUCCGCCCCAUCAUCCGUGUCUUCAUGGCUAAGCUGGUGCAGUCGUGUCCUCCAGAGUAUUAUGAGAGCCUCUUGUGCCCCCUGCUGGGCCCUCUGUUUACCUACAUGCUGCAGAGACUGAGCUUAAAGUGGCAGGUCAUCAACCAGAAAACUUUAAAUGAAGCGGAGGAUGAGGAAGAGGUGCUUUCUCAUGAGAGCCAGGUCACACAGGAGAUGCUGGAGGAACAUCUGGUUAUUCUUGUCACCAGGGAGCUUAUGGAGUUUCUAUCCAUGUCUUGUGUUACAAGAAAAGUGCCUGAAAACAAAACCGAAUCACACAAGGAAGAGGCUGAUGAGGAUGAAAUGAUGACGGACACUGUGCAGGCAGUGAGCUCCGCUCAUUCCACAGAGCUGACUGAACUGGGCAAGUGCUUAGUCAAAAAUGAGAACAUCUACAUGAGCUUGCUGACUCUUGCCUUCACGGCCAUCUCAUGGAAAGACACCACCAUCUGUAACAGGACUGCCUCUCUGGUGUGCUGGACUCUGCUGCGACCGGCCACUGUUGGUAACCUCCUCCCAGAUGCAGUCACAUGGUUCUUCACCAGUGUUCUGAGGGCUCUGCAGGUGCACGGGCAGCAUGAAGUCUGUAACAAUACUCUGAAUCAGCUCGCCAUGCUCAUCUACGAGAGCCUGCGCCCUCGUUACACUGAGCUGAGAACCGUCAUGACACAGGUGCCCGACAUCAACAUGGAAGCUCUGGAUCAGUACGACCAAAAACUGCUUGACCCCAAAGCCCAAAAACCCGGAGAGAAGAAGAGGAAAGACCAAUUCAAGAAGCUCAUUGCCGGAACCAUUGGGAAAGCUCUAUGCCAACAAUUCAGGAAGGAAGUCCAUAUUAGGAAUCUCCCGACUCUGUUUAAAAAGCCGAAGGAGGAGAAGGACAUAGUGCUGCAGAGUGAGGUGCUUGGUCUGGAAGCUCUCUUCGCUCCAACUGCAGACGAAGCCCUGUAAAAGGAACUAAAGGGACAUCUCACAGACUGAAAAAAAACGAGUAGAUUUUUCAUUUUAUUUUAAUUUUCUUCAAUUCAAAGUCUGUAUAUGUUAGCUUUUGUAUCUCGACAUUGCAAAGCUUUAGUCCUGCUGAGCUAUGCGUUUUUUUGGGGUUUUUUUGCGGCUACAUUCUGAUCUUAAGAAUGUAACUGCAACUGGUGCGUAGUGAAAUAAAUAUGAUAGUAAAUAUUGAUGGACACAUUAUUGCAAAUAUACAAAAAAAAAAUUAAAAUUAAAAUUCUACUAAUUAUACUCAAGAACAUUUCAGAGUUUGAAAACAGAUUCACACAACCAAAACUGGUUAUAAGCAUGCGGAACAAAACAAAACAAAAAAAUUACAGGGACAUUUUUUAAGUAAUAUUAUGGAAAAAAAUUACUGUUUCGUUUUUUACAAAUUUACUUUUUUGUAUUUGUAAGUGAUGAAUUUCAUAAUGGCUUACUUUAUAAAGAAUGUUAUGUCCAUGAAGGUUUAAACAGUAUUCAUGUCUGUUAUCGAAAUUAGAAGAGUUGUUACAAGCUUGUAUUGUACAGUGUAGCAACAUAAGCUAACGAAGCUGCACUAACCCAAGUAUUUCCCGUUGACUUUGUGCACAGUUCGUCUCGUACUAAUAUUACGGCCACUUUUUGUGCCAGGUUUCUGUAAACCAUAACACAGUGAUUCAAUCUCUCAGAACACAGUAGUAGUAGUGAAGCAAAUAAGCACUACAUUCCUUAUAGUUGUACAUUUUUUGGAAGCAUCUUGAAAUGGAGGUGUUCUUUAUACUGUAUGUUGCCAUAUCCGCACCUUCCAAGCUCACAGAGGAGUUAUUGAGUCAAAUGCUAAUCUUACUUCUAACUGGUUGAUUGAAAUGUCAUAAUAUUGUCAGAAAUGUAUUUGAACUGAAGUGUUGUCCACAGUCAUAAAGGCUGUCCACAUGCGACUGAUGGAUUUUAAGUAAUGUUCAACACUAAAAUGUCUGUACACAAAUACAGAAGUGGGUUUCUUUAAGACCUAUUUUGGAAGUUUAACAAUUUCUAUUUCGUUUUUUAAAUAAAUGUUUGAAAAUGA